Molecule: messenger RNA, 3464 nt
Organism: Polyodon spathula (Mississippi paddlefish)
Lineage: Eukaryota; Metazoa; Chordata; Actinopteri; Acipenseriformes; Polyodontidae
Product: protein mono-ADP-ribosyltransferase PARP12-like
Exons: 12
Coding region: 75-2045 (656 amino acids)
Molecular function (GO): NAD+ poly-ADP-ribosyltransferase activity; metal ion binding
Source: RefSeq, a predicted model, not a curated record
GAUAACACCCUGUACUUGGUACAGCAAGCCGGUGUACAGAAAACUUAACUUAGCAAGUUAACACAUUUCUGAAAAUGUCAGUUUCCUGCUUAACCAACUAUGUCACAAAAACUAUCUGUUCCAAUGGAGGAUCCAUGGAAUACAGGGAACUUCAUAGACUGGUAACUCAUUACUUCAGGAACAUGGACCACACCUUCAUUCAGAUCCUGGGAGACACUAGUAGGUUUUUUAUAGUUAACAGCAGCAAGGUAAAGACUACAGAGAGUGGGCUGAGUCCUGACAGUAAAAUCAUUGCUAAAACCUUGGUACGGCUGUGUGACCACUAUCCAGAAGGGAACUGUUAUAAUUGCCGAAGCCUUCAUCUUUGCAAAUUUUUGAUUUAUCAGAACUGCCAGUAUGACAAUGAAAGGAAUAAAUGCAGAAACUCACAUGACCUUCAUUCAGUCCACAACAGUAACAUCUUGAGAGCUAAUCAGCUUCAGGGUCUGCAGGAGGCUGAGUUGUCCCAGUUACUGCUCCAGAAUGACCCCUCUCUUCUGCCUGAGGUGUGUUCACACUACAAUAAGGGCAAUGGGGAAUAUGGAUCAUGUACCUUCAAAACAAAAUGCACCAAACUCCACAUAUGCCAACACUUUUUGCAAGGAAACUGUAAAUUUGGACAGCAAUGUAAGAGGAGCCACAAGUUUGAUGCAAAUGCUCAGAAAAUGUUGGAGGUCCGGGGUCUCAGUGCAGAACUAAUAUCCAACCUGCCUUCAAUAUAUAGCAAUAUCUACACCAUUAACUGCAGCACAGGCAGCAGUGCGGGAAAGGAAGUACGUACAAGGGAGCCAUCAGUAAGCUUCAUCAGUGAUGUGGACAGUGAUGAAAUCUGCCUUUUUUACAUCAGGAAACACUGCAGUUUUAAAGAAAAGUGCAUUCGCGUCCACUUCCAUCUGCCCUACAAAUGGGAAGUGUUUAACGGGUUGACCUGGAAAGACUUGCCAAACAUGGAAGAGAUUGAAAAGGCUUACUGCGACCCAGGAAACACAACCAGUAAUGAAUCUCCACCAAUCAAUUUCCUCACAAUGACUCUGGGAUCAGCUAAAGUCAGACGCCUUUCCACAGCUUCCUCAGUCACUAAGCCCCCACACUUCAUCCUGACUACCGAAUGGGUCUGGUACUGGAAAGACCAAUGUGGUGUGUGGAUUGAAUAUGGAAAUCAAGAUGAUGCUGAGAAUGUCUCAUCAGUCAACACUGAAGUCUUGGAGAAUUUGUUUCUAGCUGAUGGGGAUGGUGUUGUUCUAUUCAGCUCAGGUGGUCAGCAGUACACCCUCAGCUUUAAAGACAUGUAUCAAAAGAACUUGAAAUACAAAACAAAAAGGGAGGUGCGGAGAAGGCCUAAAUUUAUUUCUUCCAAAGCUGUGGACAUCAAGAUAAAGCGUGACUCUUCAGAGUCACAAAGCUUAACUGCUGUGUCUGUUCCAAGUCACUGGGACCAAGGUGCCUUGCCUGAAUUUAGAUACAAGCUGAUUGAACUUUCCAAAUCCUCUGGGGAAUUUCAACACGUUGAUGGUCUCUUCAAGCGGACCAUGGCUGCAGCGACCGUUCAUAAGAUUCAAAGGAUCCAAAAUCCAUCUCUCUGGAAAAUGUUCCAGUGGCAAAAAGAACAAAUGAAGAAGAAAAAUGGAGGGGAGAGUGUGGAUGAGAAAAUUUUAUUCCAUGGUACAGAGCAAACCCUAUUAGAUGCAAUCUGUGAGCAAAAUUUUGACUUGAGGAUCUGUGGAGUCCAUGGUUCACUGUAUGGGAAAGGGAGCUACUUUGCAAGGGAUGCCUCAUAUUUUCACAACUAUUCCAAGACCAGGAACGGUACCCAGAUCCUCUUUGUGGCCCGGGUGCUGGUUGGGGAGUUUACCAGAGGAAAGAGCAACUAUGUCCGCCCUCCCUCCAAAGAGGGCAACAAAACCAGCUUUUACAACAGCUGCGUAGACUCCAAGUCUAACCCUUCAAUUUUUGUAAUUUUUGAGAAACACCAGAUUUAUCCAGAGUACCUAAUUGAGUACAAUUAGCAGGAGUAACAGUCUACUGCAAGAGUUAUGAAAUCAACCCUUUAUUUCGUGUGAAUUUUCCAUUUCUUGAUAAUGGAGUAAUGUCUCCACAAAUUGUGCAAUGUAGGCUUUAGACAACAUCUAACUUGUCUAUGUCUUUUUGGUGUUCAUAUUUUUUAUUCUCAUUUGGGUCACAGAGUGGCAUGAUAGAUUUUUAACAGGUAACUUGUGGCUAGAAGUAAAACAAAUUCUGGGGAAUGUAAAGAAAUGAUGUAGAUAAUAGAUUAUUAGCAAUUGCCUCUGUUAAACAACAUACAGCAAAAACAAAACCAGCUUUUAUUGUAGCAUUCCUGCUGCUCCUAUAGUGUAUACCGUUGAGGAAAUUGUAUUAAAGAUGUAAAAAAAUAAGCUUGUUACGCUUCUUCUACAGAAAUACUCCAAUUGUAUCAUGUUACAUAGAGAUUCAAACCAUUCCAACCAUUUGGGGAUUUAUGUAAGGCUGCUUGGUAAAUUCAUUAAUCAAAAUCAGUACUUUAUUGUGAUUGCGAUGUGUCACAAAUUAUUUGCAUAUUUUUUGUUUUUUUUGUUUUGUUUUUAAGAAUUACCACAGUAGUUUGUCAAAGAGGUUUUAAAAUUUAAAUUCUGUCUCUUUCCCAAUUAUGCUAAAUCAGGGAGGACAUUAUUUUGCAAUUAUUGAGAGUAUCAGAAUGUGUGAAUAUAUUGAAGCUUGAGAUAUAUAGACCUUUCAACAAAACAUUUCUCUAAAUAUAUUACUAGAAUAACUACUAUUAAUUAUUUUCAGUACUUUUUAUGUAUACUAUUGACUGAGUAAAAGGAGUAUUCCUCUGCCUUUUCCUAGUACUAGGUUAGACUGGAUGGGGAAAAAUACCCCUAUUUUAUAUUGUAUAUUUUUGUAUUAAUCACAAACAGUUGCUGUAAAGUUUGUUAGGAGCUGCCCACUCACUCACAAGUAAAUUCAAUGGUUAAUUAAUUAACAAUGAGCAAUUAGCUUCCCAGAUAGUGAGGUUUGUGGAAGAUAUGUCUGGCUUGCCAAUGAGCUGAAUUAAUAAUAACAAAGGAAGCCAUACUGAUGGGUGACAAUUUUUGCUUUUGUUUGUAAAAGUGUUUUUAUGUGUAGGUUAGAAAACCUGAUUUUCUUAAUCCAGUCACAAGGUUUUCUACUGUGUAUAAAUGCAUCAGUUUCUAUAUUUCUUGCUCGUUCAGUAGCCAGCUAAUACAGCUAUUGUUACCUAGAAAGGUAUUGUUGGGACCAUCCAAUUCACAGGCUGUAUUGAGGUGAGGGUUAUAAAGAGACACCACUUACUAUUCAAAUGAUAGACACUGUACCCUUAUAACUGGGGAAGCGCUAUAAGCAGUAGCCCUGCAGUGAGUUUUCUCUGUACAGAUCUGCAAAGUUGCUUUUCGGACCAAUAAAUCUUG